Messenger RNA from Hibiscus syriacus, 1017 nucleotides. Its product is annotated as 25.3 kDa vesicle transport protein-like. The record is from RefSeq and is a predicted model, not a curated record. Gene Ontology annotation, cellular component: ER to Golgi transport vesicle membrane; endoplasmic reticulum membrane; Golgi membrane. Lineage: Eukaryota; Viridiplantae; Streptophyta; Magnoliopsida; Malvales; Malvaceae. The coding region runs from base 360 to 803 and encodes 147 amino acids. Gene Ontology annotation, biological process: vesicle fusion with Golgi apparatus; retrograde vesicle-mediated transport, Golgi to endoplasmic reticulum; endoplasmic reticulum to Golgi vesicle-mediated transport. Gene Ontology annotation, molecular function: SNAP receptor activity. The transcript is spliced from 3 exons.
UCCUAUUCUCUGCCCUUUUUUCUCUUCCUCGUGAUUAUCUUUCUGUUUCUUCAGUGGUUUUCUUGUGGGUGUGUUUUAGUCUGUUAUAGAUUAGUGAAUCAGGUUAUGUUUUCCUGCAUCUCUGUAUGUGUUUUUAACGAAAUUUGAAUAUUAAUUGUGGAAUUUGGGUUUUAGUUUUGACUUACAUUUUCCUUUUUAAUGUCUAAUCGGGGUGUUAAUUUUGCUUCUCUGUGACUAUGAGUAUGAAAAGAUCUUUUGUAGCUGAGAAAUAGGAGAGUAAAGAUGACGAUGAUUGCUUGUGUUACUGAUGGUCUUCCUCUGACUGAGGGACUUACGGUCGUGAUCUUGCAGAUGCUGAAAUGUACAAGCAGCAAGUUAAGGCUUUAUUUAAGAAUCUAUCCAAAGGCCAUAACGAGGCUUCAAAGAUGUCUAUUGAAACUGGCCCAUACAUAUUCCACUAUAUCAUUGAAGGACGUGUUGUUACUAGACAAUGUGUGACCGUGCUUAUCAUAAGAAACUUGCCUUUCGAUAUCUGGAAGAUCUCAAGAAUGAAUUUGAGCGUAUUAAUGGAGCUAAAAUUGAAACAGCUGCCAGGCCUUAUGCCUUUAUUAAAUUCGAAGACAAAAAAGUUGUACCUGGACACUUGUACUCAACGAAAUAUUGCGAAGUUGAAUGAUGAACUCUAUGAAGUUCACCAAAUAAUGACUCGUAAUGUACAAGUUCUUGGUGUUGGUGAGAAGUUGGACCAUAAGUUCAGAACAAUUUUAGGGUAUUAUAUAUUUUUUGAUUUGAUAAUUAAUUAAACUUUUGUUUGAACUAAUGCACCAUGGUGAAUGCUGAAUUUUACAAUCAGGAGCUAAGUAAUUGUGGUUUUACUAAUUUAAUGCAUCUUUUUGUAUUGCAUAUGCGGGUUAAAAGGGUGAAAAGACCUUGUAGGUGAGCCCAGUUUGUUGCUUCUAUAUCUGCCUGCAUGCUUUAAAUUUUAUAAAUUACCCUUUAUUUGUAAUACACGUUUGA